AUGAAUUAUUUCCUGUCUUACUGCAAAGGACAUUGUAGCGCUGUGCUCUCUCAGUAUCAAACCCUCCGAGCUGAAGGCUUGCUGUGCGACAUUUUAUUGAAGGUGAAAGAAAAUGAAUUCCCGGCCCACAAGUCUCUGCUGGCCUGUUCCAGUGAUUACUUCAGGGCCAUGUUCAAGAGCUAUACCAAAGAAUCCAGGGCUGCCAUUAUUCACCUGCAAGUCAUCUCAGCAACUGGUUUGCAACACGUUUUGGAUUUCAUUUAUACUUCUUGGUUGCCUUUGUCUUUUGCCAGUUUGGAAGACACUUUGGAAGCUGUUACUUACUUGCAAGUGACUGAAGCAAUUGGCUUGUGCAGCCAAUUCCUAGCUAAUAAUCUGACUCUGGAGAACUGCUGCUUUUCUGCCAACAUUGCUGCAAAAUUCUAUCUUCCAGAUGCUUUAUCUGCUGCGGAAAAGUAUCUAAUUUUCAAUCUCUGGAAACUCCUGGAUUUGGAUUUGGCAGGAUUGCUAGAACUGAACUUUCACUCUUUGAAGGAAAUAGUAAAGUCUCCCGAUGUGCCCAUGGUGAAAGAGUCAAUUUUGCUAGAUCUAUUACUAAAGUGGCUGAAGUAUGACAAAUUGAGGUUAACGCACGCAACUAGCAUUUUGGAGCAUAUAAGAUAUGGUCUCAUUCCAGUUGAAGAUCUGAGAAAAACCUACACUCAGUCAGAAGUGCCUCUGACAGCUUCCAUUAAAUGCUUAAUUAUAAAAGCAAUAAAUUAUCAUUCACUCAUCUUAAGACAACCUCUCCUUCAAGAUACGUACAGCACCAUGAGAAAUCAGAAAACAAGGAUUAUCCUGCUUGGAGGUAUGAUUGAAGAUGUAGGGCCCUUCAGGGAUGUGGUAGCGUUUGACGUUUACAACCACAAAUGGCAAAUUUUAACACAAGUACCAGACAGGAUGCAAAAUCACUGCGUGUGUACAGUUGGUAACUUCCUUUAUGUACUAGGCGGGGAGACAGAAAAUUCACAGAGUGAUUGCCAAAGUCCCUCUUUGAUCGUUACAAACAGAGUCCAUCGAUAUGAUCCUAGAUUUAACAAAUGGAUACAAAUUACUGGGAUGCUGGAAAAGCGAUGCCUUUUUUCUUGUUGUGUGCUAGAAAACAAGAUCCUUGCAAUUGGCGGGCAAGGGGAGAAUGGAUCAUUGCAUUCUUCCGUUGAAGUCUACAACAUUAGCCGAGACACCUGGACAAAAGUUCAAGAUUUGCCAAGUAAAAUCCAUGGUCAUGCUGGCACUGUUUGCAAGAACACUGCCUAUAUAUCAGGGGGCAAAUACAUGGAUCAUAGUAAUACAAGUAAGGAUUUAUACGCAUUGAGUAUGAUAGAAGGGCAAUGGAAAAAGCAAGCCCCAAUGAGCAUUGCUCGAUUUGGGCAUCAGAUGGCCACAAUCCGAGAGUCAAUUUUUACAUUUUUAGGACUUUAUGAACCAUUUUCUGAAAUUGAAAAAUAUGACCCUGACCAGAAUCAAUGGACUCGCUUAAGGCCAUUGGUUUAUGACCGAUUUAGUUAUGGCUUAGCAGUAGUGGAGGAAACUGCCCUUCUCAUUGGAGGGAAGAAAUGGCAAGAUUCCCGGGAGAUUCCAACUCAGGAUGUAGUGGGCUAUGAUAUAGACAAUGAUUGCUGGGAAGAAAUCUGCAAAGCCUCCUUGCCUUGGUAUGGAUUGCAAUGUGCUGUGCUACAACUUUCUGAACUGAAAGAAACGCAGGACAUUCAACAACAAAAGAGACCAAAUGCUGGGGCUACACCUCACUGAAACAUGAUCCUUACAGAUCAUCUAGAAGGGCUUAAAAUUAUACGGAUGUCUCGUAAUAAAAAGGCAAUAGUUCUUGCUUUUUAAGUGGUGCUGGAAUUUCAAACUGGAGACAGUAUUUUCAAAUGGAAAAGUAAAAUAGUUUAUCCCCAAAAGCUGUUUCCCUGCUUCCCAGUUUUUAUCAGUGAAAUUAAUGGAGCUGCUGAAUCUUACAACAAGAAAGAAUGAUAGCAGUUCUUUACAUUAAAUUAAAAGGGAAAUAUUAUCAAAAAGUUUAAUUUUAAUAGAGAUGAAUAGCACUUGCACCCACACUCUCUUCAAUUAUAGCAAUUCAGGAAAUAAAAUCUUGUAUUCCAGAUCAUACUAGUGGGAAAAUUUUGGUUUCUCAACAUUCCCACAAAGCUACAGAAUGCUAAUAAAGGCUGAUGUAUGUAUUAUA
Anolis carolinensis (green anole) is the source of this 2227-nucleotide messenger RNA. RefSeq names its product kelch like family member 34 (gene klhl34). NCBI's taxonomy places the organism in Eukaryota, Metazoa, Chordata, Lepidosauria, Squamata, Anolidae. The transcript has a single exon. The record is from RefSeq and is a predicted model, not a curated record. Gene Ontology annotation, molecular function: protein binding. Bases 1 to 1791 code for a protein of 596 amino acids.